Molecule: messenger RNA, 4728 nt
Organism: Crotalus tigris (Tiger rattlesnake)
Lineage: Eukaryota; Metazoa; Chordata; Lepidosauria; Squamata; Viperidae
Gene: ABHD6
Product: abhydrolase domain containing 6, acylglycerol lipase
Exons: 9
Coding region: 188-1198 (336 amino acids)
Source: RefSeq, a predicted model, not a curated record
UUUGGCCAACCCACUCGCCUUUUCUGUCGGAGGAACCACACCUUGCCUUUAAUACACCGCUUUGCCUUUAAUACACCGCGAAGCAGAAAAAGACCGGCCGAAGGAAGUGCCCGGGGAGCAGGUUAUUCUUGAGGCUGAAGUCAUUGCAGCGCUCAGGUGAAGAAAGCAGAACUGCAAAGAAGGCAAGAUGGAUCUUGAUGUGUUAAACAUGUUUGUAAUAGCCGGAGGCACUUUGGCUAUUCCCAUUUUGGCUUUUGUGGCGUCCUUCCUCCUGUGGCCUUCAGCACUGAUCAAAAUAUAUUACUGGUAUUGGCGUCGAACCCUGGGCCUGCAGGUGAAAUAUGUACAUUGUGGUAAUUAUCAGUUUUGCUAUUCUUACCGAGGGAGACCCAGCCACAGACCAUCUGUCCUCAUGCUGCACGGGUUCUCGACUGAUAAAGAUAUGUGGGUUUCUAUAGUCAAGUUUCUUCCAAAAAACCUUCACUUGAUGUGUGUUGAUAUGCCAGGUCAUGGGAGUACUACUCGGUCAUCUCUUGAUGACUAUUCCAUAUAUGGACAAGUGAAAAGAAUACAUCAGUUUGUUGAAAGCAUCAAUCUGAAUCGAAAGCCAUUUUACCUGGUUGGAACAUCUAUGGGUGGUCACGUGGCUGGCGUUUAUGCUGCUCAGUAUCCUGCAGAGGUCUGCCACUUAAGUCUUAUAUGCCCUUCAGGUAUUCCACAGCUCCCAAAAAACGAUUUUUCAAAACAGGUGAUAGAAUUGAGGAAGGACUGUUCUGCUCAGAUUCCUUUGGUUCCAUCCACUGUGGAAGAAAUGAGAGACAUGCUAAAACUGUGCUCUUAUGUUCGCUUCAAGGUGCCCCAUCAGAUCCUGCAGGGCCUUGUUGACGUUCGGAUCCCACAUAAUGAUUUUUACCGAAAAUUGUUUUUAGAACUAAUAGAUGAAAAGAAAGCGACCUGCCUUUAUGACAACAUGAGCAAGAUCAAAGCUGCAACACAGAUUAUCUGGGGGAAGCAAGAUCAGUUGCUCGAUGUUUCAGGAGCAGACAUUUUAGCAAAAGCAAUCCCUGAUGCGCAAGUUCAUGUUCUGGAAAAUUGCGGGCACAGUAUAGUCGUGGAACGACCCAGAAAAACAGCAAAACUUAUUUUGGAUUUCAUCAUCGCUGUACAGAAUGCUGAGAAUAAGAAGAAACUGGCUUGAACUUUUCCUAUGGGUUUGAACUCUUAAGCCUAGCUGUAUCAGUUGAGAGGAAAUACUGCUAAUUUAAACAGUUCUCAGGGAUCUUAUUAUACAGAACUUGGUGAUUGUGCCAAAAUCCCUGAAGAAAUCUGAAUAAUUCAUAUAUUUAAUUUAGAAGUCUUAUCAGUGCAAUGACUCUGGGAUACUGAACAAUCUUCACUAACAUAUGAUAAUGAUAAAAAUAAUAAUAAAUAAUAAAAUAAUAAAAUAAAAUAAUAAUAAAAAUCUGCAUUUCUAAUAUUUGGAGGAAUAGUGAAAGACUUACAAGGUAGAUGUGUAACACUGGGGGUUUUUUUAUACCAAUCACACAUUUUAAAAUAUUCAAUUUGAAUUACUGCUAGGUAAAAUAAGAAAAAAACCAUCAUCUUCUGUUGUUAGUAUGUCCCUUUCUUAGUCUGGUAAUGUUCCACUGAACUGUAACUCUAAACAUCAGAGAAAAAAAUGCCAAAGGGCAAAUCGUUGUGGGACAGAUUCUUAUAUGGGUUCUAUGUUAUCCAAAAAAUGUGCAUCUUGCCUUCCAUUUGGGCUUUACCUAUACAGUAGCAUAUCAAUAAUAUAACACUGGUCUACAGAUUUUGGGAAAUUAUCGACCUCCAAGAUAAAAUGUGUUAAUUCUUACAUAUUUUGAUUAGAUAAAUUAGAAAACAGGUGAUAAAGGUAAAGGCUUGUGAAAGUGUCAUUGCCUAACAUUUCCAAGGAACAAGUUGCGUGAUAUUUUCUCUCAGAAGCCAAGAUGCCUUGAAACUGUGUAAACAAUGCAGAUAUCUUCUGCUACAGUUGUGGUAAGGUGACAUUUGCAUCUAAAAAAUGCAGUAUGAUGGCAGUGGUAAAAAAAAGACAUAUCACCUAUAUUUUGGUUGCAAAAUAGGGGAUCAGGACAAGAAUUGGGCCCCUCAUUAUUGUUGCAUUACAUGUGUAGCUUAUCUGCAUCAUUGGCUAAAUAAGAAGAAACAGUCCAUGCCUUUCGCAGUCCCAAUGGUGUGGAGGGAACCCACCAAUCAUAGUAGCAACUGCUAUUUUUGCAUGGUUCCCCCAGUUGCAAAAGGGAUCUCAAGAAAGAAGAAGUGGACCCUGGAAUAUCCAUACAUUCCAUCCACACUAUGUUCUGUUCUCCAUGGUGAGGAUUUGCUAAUUCCAGAUCCACCAGAAUCCUACUCUCUAGACUCAGAUGAUGAUAAAGAUGAUGAGCAGGAUGCAGCUGAUCCGGGGCUGUCUAUGUCAGCGGAUCCGAACUUUAGCCCAUCAUAUGCUCUUCCUGAACCAUUUCUAAUUUCACAGAGUGAAUUAAAUGACCUGAUCAGGGAUUUGGAAUUGCCUAAGAGUAAGGCAGAGCUUUUGGGUCCAGAUUACAACAGUGGAACCUCUUGCAGAGUGAAAAAGUAUGAAAAUGUUACAUGAAAGAAACAAUAAAUGAACGGGAAGUUAUGUUACUGAUAUCAAUAAAAAGAUAAAUUUAUGAUGAUUGGUGUGGCACCAUUCUCAUUGCUAUAUCACAUUUUGUAGAAAGGUUAUGGAGCAUAAUCUCACAUCCUCGUAAUUUUGAAUUAUUUUGAUCCAAUUUUAACCUGAAGGCAUAUCUUGGAAACAGGAGCCAAUUAAUACUCAGGACUUAAUUUUCCUUUAUUAGUGACCCAAUUCUGGUAAAAUUUAGCUACUUUCAUUUUCAAGACUUUCUUCUUGUUGACCAGUGUAAUUAUUGAUAUAUUUAUAAAAACUAAAAUAUGACUGUCAGAAAAUUCUGAGUCAUGGAAUUCAUUGGCCACUUCUAGGUUUAUGCAGUGACUUCAUACAAUCUAGCAUAAUACCUGGUUAAUUGGAAUAUAGAUGGCAAUUGCAAUUGAUUUUAAAUAUGUAGGAAAAAAUGGCCUAGAGCAAAAUUUCAUACAGAGGGGGCAAAAGUGAGCUUCCAUUUCCUAAUGUAGAUGACUUUGCAUGAGGAAAUGUGACAAAAGGCUUGGAUGAUUCAGAUAUUCAUUGAAGUGCUGUUCAUAUUAAGUUACGAUUUCAACCAAGAAAAAAUAUGCACUACAUUUUAAACGUAUGAAAGUUUUGUUGAUGCAGUGCAAGUCUUCAGUGUUUAUAUUGAUUUAUGAAGAAGAUGGUUUUGUAUUCCUCCAUAGCUCCAUUUACACCUUAGGAGCAAAUUGAAAUAUUGAUGUCAUCUGGAUCGACUAUUACUGCAAUAGUCAAGUACCUAUGAAGUAGCUUGGAUCCCUUCUUUGAAGGGCAGGUCACUGAUUAUAAAACUUGUGUAUGUAUGGUUGUAUGAACACACAAACAUGUACGUACACAGAGGUUAAAUUCCAAUAAAGUCAACAUGACUAUAUCUGAUGCAAGUGGUUAGCAAAUUCCCAGUGAAGAGUAAUCUUACUGUACAGCUAAUAAAGUAAAUGGAGCUGUCCCAAAGCCAUUUCUGGAGCCAUUGUUUCAAUCUAGAUGGGACCUGAUCCAAGCAAUAACACUAUAUGUAAAUAAAUAUAGAAGUGAUCAAAUUUUGGUUAGAAUUGGGCUGAACUGCUUUUUUAGCUUCUUCUGCUGCCCCUUUUAAUUAAGCGUUCUACUGAGUAAACUAUUUACUUAAUGAAUUCUUUGAAUUCUGUGUUCUGUUCGAAGAGUAGAUAUGAAAUGUGUACCAAUAAAGUAGAAUUGGAGUAUUCUAAAUGUUUAUUUGUUAUGCUCACCCGACUCUUACAAAGUGAAUUAUUUAUCAAUCUUCAGCAUACUCUGCUUUUAAAUUAAUAUUUAAAGAAUAUAAAGCAUACAGUAUUCCUUUUCCUGGGUAUGUGUUCUCAUUUCUGAGUGCAGUUUUUUAGUGAACAAACAUUCUGUAUCAGAUUUAGAAUGUUGGAGUUAUUGCAUCCUUGUAACCACACUUUCCCUAUUUAUAUAUAUACGGAGGCUUGUGAAAACCUUUCCCACCAAGAAACAUUCAAUGAAUGUUGUUGUUUCAUUGAGUAACAAUUUGCAGCACUGCAUAUUUUAGAAUAGCAGUUAAAUGAGUGAACUGAUUCCAAAGUAAUUUGACUUUGAAGAAAACUUGUAUUUGUUGAAACAUUAAGAAAAUAUGUUGAUACCAAGUCUGGUUUCUGAUUUUACAACCACUGUAGAAGUGAGAUACCAGUAUAAAUACUGUAAUUUUGUUCCAAUUAAAAUACUUCAUUUGUGACUAAUUUCUUCCAAUCAUAUCCUUACAAUUCCUCGAAUUUUCAACUUCUAUUUAGGAAUGCAAUCAGAUUGCCUUGCAAUACAUUAUUAUUACAGAGUCAUGAAUGGUCUAUCUUUUCCUCAAAUGGGGUUGGAGGAAUUCAACUUUUAUUGAGAAAAAAUAAGAACCUGCACAUUUUAUUGAAUAACUGAUCAAUAUUUCAAGAAAUAUAAAUUAAAAUCCACACAGAACCAACAGAAAACAAGUCAGUAGGUUUAAUCUGGGUCUCAGAAGCCAAUGUACUGUACACAAAAAGACUCAAUUAAAACAUAAUUGAAAUAUCAAA